This is a messenger RNA of Plodia interpunctella (Indianmeal moth), 7997 nucleotides long. It is a transcript of the gene Oga, whose product is annotated as O-GlcNAcase. The record is from RefSeq and is a predicted model, not a curated record. Bases 259 to 3435 code for a protein of 1058 amino acids. Gene Ontology annotation, molecular function: beta-N-acetylglucosaminidase activity. Gene Ontology annotation, biological process: glycoprotein metabolic process. The transcript is spliced from 22 exons. Lineage: Eukaryota; Metazoa; Arthropoda; Insecta; Lepidoptera; Pyralidae.
UUUAUUUGACACAUCAUAAUUAUUUCUCUAUUUCUCAUAUGUUCAUGUCGAUUUUGAGAGAAAUUUAACUAUUUUCUUUCCCGAAACAGCACAACCGGUGAUCAGAAGUGACGAAAUUGUUAAUACAGUUAAUUGUUUCAUCCCGUCUCUUCGUGACUCACUGCAAGUCGCGUAAAUCGACAGAUAUACGCGUUGAAAGUUUUGCAUCUUAUACGUCUGUUAAUUUGUUUGGGCUGAAUUACCGAAUUUCUAGCGAAAAUGACUGAACCUUCGCCUGAUGAGCCUACCUCCAAGAGAAAGGACUUUAUUUGCGGAGUUGUGGAAGGCUUUUACGGUCGGCCGUGGACCACAGAACAAAGAAAGGAUUUAUUCCAAAAAUUAAAGAAAUGGGGCAUGGAUACAUAUGUGUAUGCUCCAAAAGACGAUUACAAGCACCGAGCGUACUGGCGAGAACUCUACACUGUGGAGGAAGCGGAACACCUCACAUCCCUCAUCUCUGCAGCCAAAGCUCAGGGGAUCAUUUUCUGUUACGCUCUGUCUCCAGGACUCGACAUUACUUAUAGCAGCCAGAAAGAGAUAACCACUUUGAAACGAAAGUUGGAACAGGUAUCCCAAUUUGGAUGCACAUGUUUUGCGCUGCUCUUUGAUGACAUUGAGCCUGAGAUGAGUGAAGCAGACAAACAGAUAUUCCAGAGCUUUGCUCAUGCACAAGUGUCCGUGACAAAUGAGAUCCACCAACACCUUGGUUGCCCCCGCUUCCUGAUUUGCCCCACGCAGUACUGUUCGACCAGGGCUGUGCCAACCGUCAACAGUUCCGAAUACCUCAACACUUUGGGCACUAAACUCUCCCAGCAAAUCGAUAUUAUGUGGACUGGUCCCAAGGUGAUAUCGAAGACUUUGACAACGGAGUGCAUAGAGGAGAUCACCCAGGUGUUGCGGCGACCACCUGUCAUUUGGGAUAACCUACACGCCAACGAUUACGACCAGAAGAGGAUUUUCUUAGGCCCGUACUGCGGGCGCUCGCCGGAGCUGAUCGCGCUGCUGCGCGGCGUCCUCACGAACCCCAACUGCGAGUACAACGCCAACAUGAUCCCUGUGCGCACGCUCGCGCACUGGGCCAGCUGCAGUCUCGAUGCGCCCGCGCACAUUGAGGCGGUGUCGUGGGACAUCAAGCUGGAAAGAGAGAGCGAACAAGGAGUGGUCGACGAUGAGGCGCCAGUCGCGCUCGGCAAACAUGUCUACCACCAUAGACAAGCGCUACGGCAAGCGAUAGACGAGUGGUUGCCAGAAUUUUCGAUACCUAAAGCUGCACAGGGCCCAGUCACCAAACCUCAACCAACCAUUACAGUACCGCCAGUUCCAAUAAUCCCAAUCAUGCCAUCGGUCAACACCUGCAUGUCUCUGAUGACGGCCACCAGCAACACAUCAACCACGAGCACAGCGGAGCCCCGCGCCAUCCCCUCCAUACCGUGUGUGAACACCUCGCAACUGCAGGCCUUCGCUGAUGUGUGCUCGUGUUCCGCGACUCCCGACCGACCCAUAUUGUCCACUACUGUCACUGUAUCACCAAUAGAAAACUUCAACCCAGUACCAAACCCAGUCAUGAACUCUCUCGUAUCACCAACUAAAGUGAUCCUCAACGAAUCCAUCCCCAACCCCAUCAUCCCCAUGGCCAGCUCCAACAUAUCCUUACCAUCAGAAUUACCAAUAUCAACCUUACCCGUCCCCAUACUCGGUAUAAAGGCUUUAGAAGAAAACGGAGACAAAGCAGACUCAUCGAUGGUGGAGAAAAUCGACGAGACUUUAUCAAAUGAUUCGGUAUUGGAAAGUGCAUCUUUUAUUGAAGACAUGAAGAAGGAUAAGGAGGAUUCGGAUAAUAUAAUAGUUGAUGAGGAAACAGUGGACCAGCCGAGGAAUGGGGAUAUGAGUAUUGGUGACACGCCACUGACUCUGAGUCCCAGCCGGCCGCCGGAGCCGCCGGAGCCGCUGGAUGUGGAUCCGCCGAGCGCGGCCGAGGCUCUGGAUACGCCCGACGGUGACGUCAUCAUGACCGACGGCAUGAGCGAGAGCGGAUCAAUGCAAGUGGAGCCGAGCAAUAGUCCGCUGAGCAGUGACAUGAUGGUGGAGCCUGUCGACGUCACGGACAACGCUGACGAGCCGGUAGAAAUAGAACCGCUCCUGGAGCCGGAGUCAACCGACCCGAACGCCCUGACAGCAGAAGAUCUAAUACUACUCUGCGACGCGUUCUACCUGCCGUUCGAGCAUGGCUCCCGUGGGCUGAGAUUGUUGACGGAUUUCCACUGGCUGGUUACUAGAGCUGCUAACCUGUUGCCCAGACCACACAAACCACAAGAGACGAGCGAGUGGCGCCGCCGCCGCAGCCGCUUCGCGUGGUGGGCGUGUCGCACGCGGCGGCUGACCCGCCGCGUGCUGCGCGCGCCCAACCAGGAGCUGGCGGCGGAGCUGCUGCCCUAUCUGUGGGACUUGUGUGCCGUGCUGGCUCUGCUGGACGCCGUGCUGCGCUGGCUGGAAUUAGGCAAGUUCCCAGCUAACGUAGCAUCGAAUCUGCAGGGGAAUUACACAUGGUUCUCGAAGGGCUGGCGCGAGGCGUUCGAGAGCGGCGCACAGGAGCCCUGGGUGUUCCGCGGAGGCCUGUCCGCCGACCUGCGGCGGCUGCUGCCCGUCGAGUGCGCGGGCGACGCGUUGCGGCCCAUGCUGCUGCCCGAGGGGCUGCCGCUCACGCCCAGGCCUUACACCACCGCUGAUGAGAAAGCUGUUUGCGAGAUCUGCCACAAGACGUGUCGCGACGGCUCUGAUUGCAGCGAUCUGUUCCCGAGCGAUUUGCAGUCCUUGCCUGCUGAUAGAUUAGUAGUUCCCUUCUUAACGCUAACUCCGGAUCUGUGCAUGGUGAUAGAGGACGACGACGAGUGUCUACAUCCAGAGCAGGACGACGGCGACGAUGACGAGAGAACGCACGAGACCGGACCUAGGGUUAAUGGUGUAAAACCUCAAAUAGUGGGGUACGCGUGCGCAGCUCUGAACAGCAAGGAGUUCUAUAAGAAACAAGAGAUCGCCUGGAUCCCGGAAAUGUGCACGAAGUACCCAGAGGACCUGAUCCAGAGAGAGGACCUGAGUCCAGCAGCGAAGGAGUGCAUCCGCUACUUCCACCAGUUCUCGUCGCAGCAGCGCGCGCCGCCGCCCGUGAGCCGCGCGCACGCGGCGCUGCUGACGUGCAGCGUGCGGCCGCAGCGCGACCACAGCGCGCCCGCGCGGCUGCUGCACGCCGCGCUCGCCGCGCUCAAGGCCAGAGGUGCGAGCGGCGUGCACGCGUGCAUAAACGAGACAGACGUAUAUCUGCACCAGUUCUACAGCAAGCUGGGCUUCGUGGAGCUACAUCGGGAUGGCGGGAAGGUAUACCUCGCGAGAGGCUUCUAGCCCAGAAGGAUUAGGCGGGCCUAUUUCAGAAGAGCUAGAUAGAAGUCAAAUUGAUAAAUAGACAGUGAAUAGACGUGAAUUCUAAUGAUAGUGUUUUGUAAACUUCGUGUUUUGAACAUAUGUGAUAACGGGACAUAGCAAAAAAAAAAACUCAUUGAAUGUUGCUGACGUUUUAACGACCUUGCAGCCGCCGUGGUCGCAGCCAGACUGGAGUAUUUGCGGCGUGAAGUUGUGGUGGUGGAUACAGUUUCAAUCACAGUACCCGCACGCACACACGCACACACACAUUAGGGUCGGUGCAUACACACACACUCGGUGCGCACUAUACACAGUAACCGACGGACAUGUCGAUGCAGACUAGACUACGAGUGCUAAGUCCUGUUAUUAUAUAUGUAGUUGUGAAAUGUAUUGAUUUUGUGUACAGUUAAUUGGAUACGAUAUAAUUUAGCUGAUAAGACGAUUUCGGUUAUUUAAAAAUGUUUUUUUUUUAAAUUACCGAACUACCUAAUUGUGUAAUUGGAGUUAUAAGAAACCAUAGACAGAGAAAACUGUGUGUGACAUCGUCAUAUUCCUCUAUUUUGGCUUUUUGUAUGAGACAGGUAUUGAUAUAGAAGAGAUAGGCUGGAAUUAGUAUGUCAAGUGUAUAUCUCAUUUGGUUAUGCCAGCUUGUUGCCAGUUUCCUUUGUCUUUGUUCGAAACUCUAAAAUCAAAAUCGAUACAAUUAUAAAGUGGUAAUUUUAUCCAGUUUAAGAUAAGAGACUUUGUUAAUAAAAAUAUGGGUCACUCAUUUUGUUUAACAACGUCUAUUUCUCACAUUAGUUUUAUUCAGAUAACAGUACUGUUAAUACUAUUAGUAGUGUAGCUAGUGUGGCGACAUCUACCGUACCACAUGCACAACGCACAACAAUCCAAAUCAGCCGAAGCAGAUAGUUUGCAAUACCACGGACAGAUGGCGCUAGUAGUGGUAUUGACAAGAGUGGAUCGCGGCGUUAAUAUUCGCAAGGUUGGAUCUAUUUACAACCUCUAAUGUUGUUUCUUUGGAGCUGUGGGUCUCCAGGAAUGAUACAGUCUGUCUAUAAAGAGUACAAAACGCGAUUUUAACGAACAAAUGUUUUUGUCAUUGCAAUACCAAAUUGAAUAGUCAAGAUUGGUUGAUAAGCUCCUAGUGUUGCCAGCCAAGAGUACACAAGAACCUCAUUUAUAAGAUCUUCCCUUUGUGACGGUCGAGCAUACCUCGUUCCCGAUACACUAGAUAGUGUCACUAAUACCGUUAGUAGUACUAAUAACAUUAAAGGGUAUAAAAAAUGAUUACUAAUGCACACAAUUGAAUUAGUCAAAUUGAAAGAAAUAUAGAAAUACUUUAAGUCUAAAAUAAAAAAUAUUUUUAGGCAGAUAACACUAUACAAUCACAACUUUACAAAGUUUUCAGUAAUUUGUGUAAUUUUAAUAUCGAAAUAUUAUUAUGAUGUUGCAUGAAUGUUGCUAUGUGUGUGUCUUGUGGUUCCGUACUAGAAUGGCACCAAUCCAUGCCCUGCCGCUGUUGUGGUACGACGGUAUAAAGUCUUGACAGCUAAUUGGCAACAACAGUUUUCCCAAAGAGGUUAGGCAUGUGGUCGUAAAAUCUUUCGAAACUUAAAAAUGUUAAAGUUGACCGCUAGUGGUGGACUUGGGGGCAUCAUAACCAAAAAUACAACUGUUGGACACGCCAGGAUGAAUAGAGAAUAAUAUAUAUAUGUAAAAAUCAACAUACGAUUGUAAAUUACAAUAGCAAUAAACAAAUCAAUGUCAAAAUUAUUUAAUUAAUUAACGCUAAACAAUUUUUGUCUCAUUUAAUUAAAAAAGUGUAACAGAGAUAAGAACAGUUAUGAGAGACCUAGAUUAAGAUAUAUUAUGUACUUUAUCGUGUAAAAAAAUAUGAUCACAUUUUGUACCAUCAGUGUUAUUUCUAAAAAGUCCUCAACUAUCAUCAAGCAUUUUUCUCUUUAGUUUUUUUAAUUCAGCUAAUCGAUUGUAUAAUGAGUUUUUUUGGUUUCGUUUUUUAUAUUGAACGCACCGUAAAAAGUAUAUCAUUGUGUAAAUACCAUAAAUGAAGCAUAAGUAGACAAAAAUUAAAAAAAAAAUAAUGAAAGUAGAAAUAUGUGUGAAAGCCGAUUAUUUUCGGAUGAUUUUUUGUUUUGUUUAUAAUGGAGAAGGCUAGUCAAAAGUCGGUUAAAUGUUAAGACUGAAAAGCGAAGGAUGAUAUCUUGUGAUAUAUAGGAUAUGAUGGGACCGAUUUGUAUUGCAAGAAUAGGGUAGUUGCGCUGUAUAUAAAAUAUGUAUAAAUGCAUUCAUGCAUGAUGAAACACUAUAAUCAAAUGUCACUUUAAUUGAUCAAUUUUAUCUAUGGUAACAUUCAGUAUUUUUUGACUUGCUUGCUCUUUGCUUUUUGACUGCAACAUCUGUGACGUCACUUGUGCCUACUUUCAUACAAGCGCCAUAUAUAUAUUUGUUUUUUAUAUCUUGUAUUUGACUUGGCAAUUACCCUAUUGCUAUAUGAAGACAUUUCUACCUGUAAUGUAAUUGUAUUGUAUGUGGUUAACAGUUAUUUGGUUAAAUAAUAUAGUUAGGCUGAUUAAUUUAACAAACUUUGUAAAUUUACCGCGAAAGGUAAUGUUUGAUUGCUUUUGUGAAACUGAAAACAACCAAAAAUGGAAAAAAACCAAAAUGUUGAAUUUUCCAGAAUGCAAGCUCAGGAGCUUAAACCUUAACCCCCUAAGCUUAAACCCCUAAAUGGUUUUUAGAUAUCAAUAUAUUGAUUAUAUUGCAUAUUUCCUGGUGAAGCGUUGACUAAACGUGGGGAAUUACCUUUCUAUUUUAUUACCUCAACCUACUCGCUGACACAAAGACAAAGAAUAUAGACGCGGGGUUAGCGUAGCCAGGGCAGGCCGACAGGCUUGGUGGGUUGCAUUAUUCCCUGGACCUUUUCUCCUCGUGUAUUUCUAAUACGCGUGUCUCUUUCAUGUAUGAGCGGAACGAGGUCUGGUUUUCUCUGUCUACGCACCGACACUCGAAUAGCAAAUCAGAGCGACAGAAAUGUGAAACUAGUUUUAAGGCUUGUUAUCCUGUCAGAUUUUUUGUUAACUUUUUGUAAACAUGAUUCGGCUGCUUGUACGACUUGGCGAAUCAUAAAAGACGAAAGAAUAGACAAGUAACACGCCCAUUGAAAUAAUACCAGCAAUACCAAUCGUGUUAUACUUCAGCUGGAUAGCAAUUGGACCUCGAUCGUCUCCGUGUCCGAACAGGUAAUAAAUCAAAAUAGAAACAGUCCAGAUUCAGCUGCGAUCCUACUGAAGUUAUAAGCGCAUUUAGGGGUCUGUUCAUAUUUUUCAAUAUUUUCUUAGAUUGUCUAAAUAUAUAAUUGAUAAUUACGUAGUUAGGCCUACUGUAUUAUCAAUAGAUGAGUCUUACUAAAAAGGUUUUUUAAACAGGUGUUACAAAAUACCUAUACCUAUAUACAUACGAAGUGAUAAAAUAUGAUAUCUUGGUGGAUAUAAUUAAGAGUUAAAUGAAUAUAACCUGACUUUGCUUUAAGAAUGUUACCCAAGGCACCUUCUACAACAACUACUUCGUAUGUAUAAGUAUAAUAACACCCUGUAUAAUAUUAAUAUUUUGUCGAUGAUGUCAUUAUUGGUUCCUUUAGUAUAAUAACGCUGGUUAUAAUUAGAUUUUGUAUUUUGAUCAUAAAUAAUCUUAAAUAAUCUACUAAUAUUAUAAACGCGAAAGUUAGUGAGGUAUUGUCACGCAAAAUCCACUGGAUGGAUUGGUGUGAAAUUUAGUACACGGGUAGAAUAUAACCUGGAAUUAUCCCAAUAAAAAGUAACCUAUGUGUUCUGAAUUAAAUUCCUACGGGAGCAAAGCCCCCGGGUGCAGCUAGUACUUAAUAUGUUGGCUGCUAAAUAGUAUAAAGUCAAUUAUUUUUAUGCACAAUCAUUGCAUUUAACAUAUAAUGCUUUCGUCAUAUAUAAGGUAAAGCGUCGUGUUAUAUUAUUUUCAGUGUAUGCAAUUCAUUUACAAUAUUUACGUUAUGUAAUCACAUGCACAUCAUUAUUACUUCACAUUGGAAAAUAACUGCAGCUCAAGCGUGUAUUUAUUAUAAAUUAUAAACAAAAAUAAGUAAAUAAAACAAAAUACACAAUAACACGAUAGUAUUGAAAAAUUGAAAAUGGUGUUUCGAAAAAUUAAGUUUUAUCAUAUUUCUAAAAAUUAUUAUCUGGAAACCAGAAGUAUCGUCAUAAAUUCGUAAUAAUUGGAAAAUGUUUUCGUUAGAAAUUCCAAUGGUGACGACCAUUGCAUUGGAUGUGUGUUUUUUUGUAAUUGUCCAAUAUAAAUUAUGAAUGUCUUACAUAUUUUUAUAUACAUAUGUAUAACAGUAUGUAUCUGUAUUGUAGCACUAAGUCAUAAUAGCGUUUGUGUAAUCGUCAUAGUUUUAUUUGCGUCUGUAUGCAACUUUUUGUUAUAUUUAUAUUGCAAUUUUAUCAUGGUGCCGGCCAUCGACGAAACAAUAAAAGUAAUUAAUUACAAAA